AUGUGCGAAAACAUCCAAAACAAAGAAGACGAGUCGUCGCCAGGAUAUCGCGACUCACGUGACCUUAGAAACAUUUGCUUCUUCUUCAUUUCUGCCUGUUUUGAAUUUGUUGCUGCUCCUUCUUCAAUCGGAGAAUUGCAUGGCCAUUCCGGAAUUGGCCGGCUUCUGUUAUUCUACACCCGUGCAUUGUGCGGUCUUGUAGACCAAAAUAAUGGAAUUGGAGUAGCAAAUGCUGGAGUUGUCUAUUUUAACAACAGACUUUUAGCAAUGUCCGAAGAUGAUUUACCAUAUCAAAUUAGGGUUACUCCUUCUGCGGAUUUACAAAUUGUAGAGAGAUAUUCCUUUAAUGGAGAAUUGAAUUCUACAAUGAUAGCUCAUCCCAAAGUUGAUCCAGUUUCCGGUCAAAUGUUUGCUUUGAGUUAUGAUGUAGUUAAGAAACCUUAUUUAAAAUACUUUUAUUUUAACCCAGAUGGGACUAAAUCCCCAGACGUUGAAAUUGAUUUUGAAGCACCAACAAUGAUGCAUGAUUUCGCAAUCACUGAGAAUUUUGUCAUAAUUCCUGAUUCUCAAGUUGUGUUUAAGCUUCAAGAAAUGAUUCGAGGUGGUUCCCCUUUUGUUUUUGAUAAAGAAAAGGUUUCCAAGUUUGGGAUUCUUCCCAAAUAUUCAUCUUCUUCAGAUGAAAUUCAAUGGGUAGAUGUUCCGGAUUGUUUUUGCUUUCAUCUAUGGAAUGCUUGGGAAGAACCCGAAUCUGAUGAGGUUGUUGUAAUCGGGUCUUGCAUGACUCCGGCUGACUCCAUUUUCAAUGAAUGUGAUGAGAAUCUUUCCAGUGUGUUGUCUGAAAUCCAGUUAAACAGAAAAACCGGAGUUUCAACCCGGAGAGAAAUUCUUCAAAAUUCAGAGAAAAUGAAUUUAGAAGCUGGGAUGGUGAAUAAGAAGAAACUUGGGAGGAAAACCCAGUUUGCUUACCUCGCCAUUGCUGAACCAUGGCCGAAGGUUUCGGGUUUUGCCAAGGUUGAUUUAAUUAAUGGAGAAGCUAAGAAAUUCUGUUAUGGGGAUUUUCGAAUGAAGAAGGAGCAGCAACAGAUUCAAAACAGGCCGGAAUGAAGAAGAAGCAAAUGUUUAUAAGGUCACGUGACUGUCACGUGACUGUCAAUGGUUAAGUUAAACGGUCAAACGGUAAAAAUUGUUAUAAGGUAGUAUUUUGCAAAGAAAUGUAUUAUAUAAGGUAGUUUUUUUAGAUAAGUUAGUUUUUUGAAAAUAGUAAUAAACUCUAAACAUUAUAAAGACAUGUUUUUGAAAAUAUAAGCUCUUGUGUGUAUUAAUGUAUUUCCUUCAA
Messenger RNA from Amaranthus tricolor (Joseph's coat), 1336 nucleotides. Its product is annotated as 9-cis-epoxycarotenoid dioxygenase NCED3, chloroplastic-like. Gene Ontology annotation, molecular function: carotenoid dioxygenase activity. The record is from RefSeq and is a predicted model, not a curated record. The transcript is spliced from 2 exons. Bases 1 to 1104 code for a protein of 367 amino acids. Gene Ontology annotation, cellular component: chloroplast stroma. Gene Ontology annotation, biological process: carotene catabolic process. NCBI's taxonomy places the organism in Eukaryota, Viridiplantae, Streptophyta, Magnoliopsida, Caryophyllales, Amaranthaceae.